Messenger RNA from Biomphalaria glabrata, 2676 nucleotides. RefSeq lists its product as uncharacterized. Bases 553 to 2676 code for a protein of 707 amino acids. Gene Ontology annotation, molecular function: nucleic acid binding; zinc ion binding. The record is from RefSeq and is a predicted model, not a curated record. The transcript is spliced from 2 exons. Lineage: Eukaryota; Metazoa; Mollusca; Gastropoda; Planorbidae.
GUAGUGGGGAGGACAUAAUAUACGGGUCGGCUCAACUUGACCAAGCACCGGUCAGCAAAGGGUCAAGUUGACCUCUGCCCCGGUAGCUGAGAUUCGAAUUCCUUUUCCUGCUGGCAUCCUCGAUUGAAACUUGCUGCUACGCACCUACUCCAAUACCACCUUGUCUGAUCCUGCUGUGUUUGUCCUAAGUUCAUUGUUUUGACCAAGGCUGCAGGUUUUUUGUGUACAUUAAACUUAUAAUAAGCCUCCUGACUUGCUUCAUCAUUUGGGUUGUCAUAGUCUGUGCUGAACCCACCACAGAAUCUUUUGGUGUCAGAAGUGGGAUCCGAAGAAAGAGUCUACCAGACCUCCCUUUCAGACGAUAAGUGGAGCCUUCGGAACCUUGCAAUCAAGUCAGAAGCUGAACAAGUACUUUUUUUAUUAUAUUGUACCAUUUGAGAUAUUCCGGUUGUUUUUUUUUUUUUCUUUCAGGGUAGUUUAGGUAGUUAUUAUUUAAAGUAUAUAAUUGUAUUAAGUUAGAGUAUAAUUGUAUUAAACAAAAACCUGCAGCCAAUGGAGAACAGGACAAAACACAAUGCAGUGGAUUGGGGUGAGGUCGGUCCUUUGGGCAGCGAAGGAGAGCCAGAAGGAGGAGCAGGAGUGGACCAAACUGAAGUCGCUGCCCUCCGGGCUCAGUUAGAGGCCCUGAAACUGGCCUGCCAACGGCCUCUCAUAAUCUCGGAACAGACAAAGCAGGUGCGCCAGUUCAGUGGUAGGGGCACUGCCGAUGAGCCAACGGCUGAGGACUUUGCAAGGGAAAUAAGAGAGGCAUGGGAGCUCAGGCCUUAUUCUGCACAGGAAAAGGUGGCAGUCAUUAUGAGCAAUGUCAGCGGCCCCGCCAGGAAGGAGCUCGAUUUGCAGACCUCAAAGACAAAGAGUGACCCAGAAGCCUUGUUGGAAACCCUCCUUGAGGCGUUUGCCCAGACUAUGCCAGUGCGAGAAGCUGAGGUGGUCUUCCUGAGAUCACGUCAACAGAUAGCAGAGUCCCUUCGAGACUUCUCACACCGGCUCUUCUGCGAACACUCGGUGGCGGUAAGCCAACAAAGGCGGGAGAGAGUUGAGUGCUUCAGCGAGGCAAGGCUGAGGGAUCAAUUCGUCCACGGGCUGAACGACUCUGCACUACGUAGGGAACUGCUGAGACUGGUGGAGGAGGAACCAGCAAUAACAUUCAUUGCAGUUAGAAACCAGGCCCUCAAAUGGGAAAGCCAGGACCGAGGAAACUCCCAACUACAAAACCAGUGGUGUGAACUGGUAAGUUCCCAAUUGAACAGGUUUGGGGAGUUAUUGGAGGCUUUACAGCACACUCCACAAGCAAAUGGGCAGAGCAGCCCAUACCCCGACCAGCCUCUCCCCCAAACACAGACAAGUCACCAAGUUCAGUGGGCAGUUAACCGCCCCACAGCACCUGCAGGACUGAUUUGGGCGCAAACAAGUAGGGGAUUCUUCCCAUAUGCUGAGGAUGGAGCACCAGUCUGCAUCAACUGCUGGAAGUCUGGACAUGUGGCAAAUCAAUGUCUGGAAUUGUCACAACCUGAAACUCUGAUUCACUCAAGUGCUAUUGGUUGUUCUGUCAAUGGUCUAUUGCCCCCUGUUUCAGAAAAUCCACCCACAAUACCUAAAAGGCAGAAGUUAGGAAAAUGGUGUAAUUUUCACAACAGCCGCUCACACAAUUUGUAUGAAUGCAGAUCAAAGCCAAUCCACACAAUUGCUGCCCUUUUUCCUGGAUACACAAACAACCCAUCUUCAACUGGACGUAAUCCGCAAGUUGAAGAGGAAGUGCUAAUCAAUGGACGUAGGGCUAAAUGUCUAUUAGACUCUGGCUGCUCUUUUGAUGCUAUUGUCAGUAGAUCUUUUGUAAGACCUGAAGACAUUAUGGAUGUAUCAGUGACCCUUCAAUCUCUUGACUUAGACAUCCCACCCAAAACAGUACCUCUUGCUAAAGUGCAUGUCAAGUCCCGUUUUGUCCAUAGUACUAUUACAGCUGCUGUUUUAGAAUCCUCAUUGUAUGACAUUGUACUUGGAUCAAGAUUUAUAAAGCUGGAUAUUCCCCAAAACUCCACUAUUAAGUUGCCUUCAGUGCAUCUAACCGCAUCCUCUCAACAAGGAGUAAGAGACACCCAAGACGUUUUUAAAUCCAAGCACACCAUAAGAGAUAUGACGCCAUCACACCUGCCUAUUAAUGUUAGCUCUCAAUGUAGAGAGGCCCUGCAGGUUGCGAGAGAAACAGUCAAGUCUCACCCCUCCGAAUUAGUUAGCAGGAGCAAACUUGCCAUUUCACCUCAAGUCAACCAAGUAGGACAACGGGCCAAUAAACAGGCUAGGCGCAUUCACACCCGUGGUGCAAGUCACCUUACCCAACCAGGCUCUACAUCCAGAGAUGGAAAGUUUGAGGCUUGUCAGUCAUGCAAGUCCCGGAUUGAUAAGUUCCGCAGACCAUAUUCAUUCAGGAGAAACAAACAGUGCCACCAGCAACAGAGACUUUUUGGUUCAUCCCUCACUACCGCACUACCAUCAGGUUCCCAAACAUCUAUGACAGAUUUUAGUGUCCUUGAUUACCAGAUGGAAAGCCCACAGCACCAGCUACAUUCUUCAUACAAAGAGAAACCUGAUAGGCCACCCUGUAGAAUCCAAGGUUAA